GUCGUCCUAGUGCAUUACCACACUCCACCCCGGACACACUGGCUGGAGGCGGUGUGCGGCCGGCGCCGGACUAUAUUCCCUUCCUGUACGUGUAUUACCUCUAAUGAGGUGCACCAGUGUAAACACAGCCUAGCGCGCCCCCGCCAGCCUCAAGUGAAGAGCUGUAAACACGUUUCCGUUGAGUGACGACUAAAGGGGGAGAGAAAUUAACGAGUUAGGACGCUAGGUGCGCCCUCGACCACAUGUGCUGGCGCGAAGGAUAUUAUGAGUGACGUAUAGGAACGAUAAAGGACAUUUUUAAGCCAAUGUAACGUUGACUGGCCAGAUCUGAGAGCUGCGGGUACCAAUUAGCCUCCAGUCAGACCGGCCCCACUCACUGCCAGUUUAGGUACUCAUCGUUUGCCCCUCACACCAAAUGCAGUUUGAAUUCUACCAGUGAUCUCACGAGCAUUAAGCAAUUGGUUAAGUACGAUCUCUGAACUUUCUCACGGAGGGUUGCUAUUUGUGUCUGCGAGAGUUGGACGAUCUCAAAUUCCCGAGCAUUUUCAAAUAUGGCAAACUGAAUCAAAGGGGAAGAGCGUCUGCAUAGGUAGAAAACGCUUCGCUCCAGGAUCUUGGUGACACAGACCAGCCACAACACUCCCGCCCGGGCACAACACCCCCUUUUAUGCCUCGCAGCGCCACUGCACUUGUUGGGUGCCACUUCUCAUUCACAGAAGCUUAAGGUCUGGUGAGGAGUGUCUUCCGCUGCCCACCACCCCCAGCAAGUGAGGUGCAUAUCCCCCCCGGCAAGGACACCCCUCCACUGCCAGCUAGGAGGGUCUUCUUGCUGCAGCUGGCUGCGGACCGCUUCAACAGACUCCCUCAGUUGCUGGGCGUCUGACUCACCACCCGCAGACCCUCCUGUUCUUUCACACAAGACUUGUACUCUUCUCUGGGCUUCCCCUCUUUGACCCGCCACAAGCAAGCAUUUCCCCUCAUUUCCCCGAAGAGCUGCCUCAUCUCUCGCCAUCACAGACAAGACCGUUUACUCUGAACCAGAAGACGACGUGCACCCUGUGGCCACCGCCGUCUUCAAUACUUCGCGGCCCCCAUCUCCAAGGAAUUCGCUCGAGGUUCGACACCAGGAACAAAGAAGGUUGAAGCGAAAGAGGUCGUUUCGGCGCUACGAGCCGGGUGGUAACAGGUCCUUCCCUCUCCUUACUUUUUCCUUCACUACCAACACUACCUCUUCGUUCUCCUCCUCUUCCCUUCAUCAAUUCUACCUUCUCUCCAUAACCAUCAUCUCCACCUCCCCACAACUGUCAUCUCCAACUUAACCUCUUCCAUCACCAUCAUCUAAAUCCCUACAGCUUCCUCCGUCGCCAACUUUACCUCCAUCACAAAGACUUCCUUCACAAACUCUUACCUCCUGUUCCGUCACCGCCAUCUCCAACACCACCACCAUGCCUCAGCGUUCCCUUCUACGAAGCACCAUCUGUAUCAUCCUGCUGGGGAUUCUUACGGAGGAGCUGCUGCUAGUCACCUGCUUCAACCUGGAGACACAGGAGGCCCAAGUGUUCACCUAUCCGUACGCCAACACGCAAGGCCGCGAAUCCUACUUUGGGUUCUCUGUCGCACUUCAGCGGCGCACUAAUGAUGACACUUCCUGGUUGGUGGUGGGCGCCCCGCGAGCCAACUCCAGCCACUACAACCCCACGAGGUUCAAGGAGCCCGGGGUGAUCUUCAAGUGUAGCCUCGUGGACGGUGCUUGUCGUGAGCUCUUCAUUGAUCAAACAGCGAAUAAUGUAUCGCAGAACCAGCACAACGAGUUCAUGUACCAAGAUCUGAAGAAUGAAGGGUGGUUGGGCGCGUCUCUGGAUUCCCAGCCACGUUAUGAAGCUGGACGCCAGGCUACGGGGGUAUGCGCCCCGCGCUGGAGGAACCAGUACUACCCCCAGACCUACCUUAUGAACGGCGCCUGUUACUGGCUCAAUCAAGACCUCUUGGACGCUCCGGCUCACAAGAGACUCCCGCUUAUACAGUUAAGGAAGCAGACCUACCCGAUUUUUAAUCGACCACUGUUCUUCUACUCCCACGGUGAGGCUGGGAUGUCUCUGCACUUCCCUGAUGACCCGACUGAGAUGAUCGUUGGGGCUCCUGGCGUCUUUAACUGGCAGGGUACAGUGAUUCGCUUCAAGGACGUGAGUCCACCGGUCCCCGGGGAGAUUUCCAGAAGACGCCGCCGGCGGCGCCAGGCUAUUGUAACAGAGGACCACAUGUUCACCAGCCAGCUGGUGCCCAACCCAUACUUCACUGCGAAUAUUGAAGAUUUUGAUCUCAUGGGUUAUGCUGUGACCUCGGGGAGGUUCUUAAGAGAAGAUGAGAUUCUUUACGCUAGCGGAGCACCUCGCGGCGCGAGCUCCCUGGGCAAGGUUAUUGUCUUUGCUUUUCCUGAAGACGAGUCUCAGCCCUUUAAUGUGAAGGCAGAGUGGCAGGGCACACAGCUGGGAGAGAACUUUGGAGCUGCACUCACUGCUGCUGACAUUAAUGGUGAUGGACUUAGUGACCUGGUGGUGGGCUCCCCAAUGUUUUCCCAAGCAGACAUUCCAGACAUGGGUCGAAUUCAAGUCUACCUCAGUGUUCGGGGUGAUAGGCCACAUCGAUCUGAGAUUAAUUACUUUGGAUCACGCACUCAUUAUGCCAGGUUCGGUACAACACUUGCUUCACCAGGUGAUCUCAACGGUGAUGGAUACGCAGAUGUGGUGGUGGGAGCACCCUGGGAGGGAGAUGGUGCAGUGUAUGUGUACCUGGGCUCUCCCAGGGGACUGAAGCAGGCCCACUCGCAACGAAUUUCUCCAGAGGAUUUCCAACAGCCUCUCUCAGGAUUUGGUAUGGCUCUGUCUCGAGGAACUGACAUUGACAACAAUGAUUAUCCAGAUUUAGCAAUAGGCAGUUUUAUAUCUGGUCAUGUAGUAGUGCUGAAGGCUCGACCCGUUGCAGCUCUCAUUGGCUCCAUGAAGGCAACACCAUCCACGAUUACCCUUCAAGAGACGUCCCUCCAGCUCUUGGCAUGUUUAAACUAUUAUGGUCACAAAGUUCCAAGGCAUGUCUCCAUUACGGGUAAUAUAUAUCUUGACUCUGCAUUUCAAUCUCCAAGAGCCUACUUUACUGACACUAAUGCCUUUGUCCAGGAAUUUAAGGAAACUAUCGCCUUGGGCCAAGAGCAAUGUAAAACUUACGCAGUCUCGCUCAAGCCUGAUAAAGUAGAUCCACGUCAGCCCCUUGUUCUGAGGAUGGACUAUCAACUGGUCGAGACGCCAGGAAUGCCAAUAAUUACUCAGCCCGUCGCCGACCCAGGGGUGCAAUCCCACACGACAUCUCGAGUAAGCGUGGUGACAGGAUGCGAGUUGGAUGGAGACGAUACUUGUCGAGUGGAUAUGCAUAUAAAAACAAGUUUCCAGAGCUAUGGCAGUGGAAAGAAAUUGAUAAUAGGUGACGAUAACAAGCCAGUGAUGAAAGUAGAAGUCUUCAAUUUGGGGGAACCGGUAUUUCUCCCAAACGUGACCGUGAAGGUAAUUCCCCCUCUUGCACUCUUCUUGCCGUCUUCCCACGACUGUGAAUUUCCAGGAGGGAAUCGUACUUCACUUGUGUGCCGCCUUGCCAACCCUAUUACCAAGGAUGGAAAGGAUGUUGUGGAAGUGCAGCUGGAUGCGAACCAACUGACGGACAAAUCUCAAAAUGUAGUUGUGGAUGUAUUCGUGUCGGGAGAGGGGCAAGAAAUCCGUCCUCAAGAUAAUGCAUUCAGCCAGGGACUCCAGCUUGAAGCCCAUGCCAGCCUCAAGAUACAUGGCUCCUCGAAGGAAGAACAAGUUGUAUACGAGCGUCUAGGGGAAGAUAAAAUCAACAUAACCAAACCUCUAAGUUUCAUUCAUCAUUUCACUUUGGCAAAAAAAGGGCCCACACCCCUGGAGCAAGUGGACUUCGUAAUAGACAUUCCAGUUAACUUCACGGAGAACGAGAACUUCAUUAAGAUAUAUGCCCCAACUUCUAAUUUUUUGGGUCAGCCAGUUUUAUGCAGCAUAUCGGGCACAUUCUUUGCCGUAAACACUAUCAACAAUGGAGACAAUAGUAAUGCUAUUGAAACAUUGAAUAACUUGAGUGGAAGCAUACACAGCACCACGACUCCUGAAGAGCCUUUAUCCAGCAACGAUGAUGCAUUACAUGUGAAGAAAGCAGACGAGGAUCGUGUGGUGAAUGUGAAGGAAGCAGUAGAGGAAGUUGCAUUAGACUUGAGCUGCUCAAACAGUCACAUCAAGUGUGCUCGUCUCUACUGCCGUGCGAACACCUGGCCAGAGAAUGAUGGUUCUGCACAGUUAUCAUUCAAGUUGGAGGUUGAUCUUGCUGUUCUAGCUCGCCACAUCUCGGCAAAAGCAGGAGCCGUGUUGAAAAGUACAGCCACAGCCACCAUCCAGUCUUUGAACUCAGACUUGGCCUUUGUUGGUGUUCGAUCUGACACAAUAGAGGUACAGACCCAAAUCCAGCCUGACACCUUGCCAGGAAAGGGUGUGCCAUGGUGGGUUAUUCUCUUGGCUGUUCUUGGAGGUCUCUUGCUUCUGGGUCUUCUUGCAUAUGGACUCUACAAGGCUGGAUUCUUCCAACGUAAAGAAUACGAAGAGUUGAAAGCUCAACAGGCCCGGGUUGAAUCUAAUGAUGGCUACUCUUCAUCAAAUGCAGGACUUGUUGGAGAUUAAUGUUAUUGUUGUCAUAGGGGGGAACAUGAUCAAAAUUAUGUAUUAAAUAAUAAUGUGUUGUAUCCGUUAAUGACAAGAAACUUACUGUAUUUGCCGGUGUACAAGACAAGGAUAUUUUGUGUAAUUUGUUUGUUAGUAUGAUUCAUCAUGCAUUUUAUUAAGUGAUUCUGUAAGGGGAAUCAUAAGAUUUUAUGCAUGUAAAUGCUAUUUAUAUUCAGUUGGUUGUUGGCCAAGAAAACAUUUUCUCAAGAGUACUGUAGCUGAAUCUUCCUUGUUAGUGAAAUCUCUCCUGGGGAUGAAAUAUAAUUUCAUUACAUAUUACUGUUCCAUUGCCUUGACACCAGAGUUGUACAGCAAUAAUUAUUGAAGCUUUAACUUCUUUGCUGUUAUAUUAAUGUCAAAAUUUACAACCCAAUCUGCUGAUGUGCACAUCAAAUGCGUAGAAAACAACUCUUCCCUGUUUAUAUAUUUGUAAGAUUUGCACUACAUAUAUACAGUAUUGAGGCAUUCUGUGAUAUUCAAGUUCUGCAUGUCUUCGAUACCACAUUAAAACUUCACGAAUUCCCUUAUCCAAAGUCAUUCAUGCAUAUUAGUUACAAUAUGUUUAGAUUUGCCCAGUGUGACAUGCUCUUUGAGAAAUUGUCUGUUUUCCUGCAAAUAUCGAUCUGUUAUAGUUCUUUGUGGCUUUCGGUAAUAUAUUGGUCAAUACAAUAAUGAAAAUUUGUGGUGGCAUUGGUGAUGCAGAGAUACCUUAUACUGGUGAUGCGGGGAUGUCUGGUACUGGUGAUCCGGGGGCUGAUGACUACCAAAACAUUUGUAGUAAACAAUUUGGUGCUGCAAAGAAAAGUGGGAAAAACAUGGUAAUGUUGAGCUCUUAAAAAAAGAUUCUUAAUUUUGAGGAGCAAAUAAUAUAUUUGAAGUUAUAAACCAAUAUGAAAAUUCCACAGGUUGCAUUUACAUGUCCUAUACUAAUAUACUAAAUAUGUGAAUGAUUUUUUUUUCUAUACAUGUUGGUACUGUACAAGCACAUUUUGUAAACUAUCAUGUUUGUCAGGCUGUAAUAUGAAUGAUCUGAAAAUCUCUUCGGCCUUGUGAUAUGUUACUACAUUCACAGCACAAUGGUUGAAGUGUGCUCACCAUUUAUUUAGCAUAGUAUACAUUUUUCAAUGUAUAAAUUAUUAUAGUUAAAGGACGAGGAGUUCCUAAAUUAAGUGAAACAGGAAGAAUGACUCGUCUCACAUUAUCCCCCCUUCCUCUUGCUCCUCGGUGUGUUGUCCACCUCCUUCCCUUCACCCUUAUUAUAUGAUUAUUAUAUACACCCCUUCUGCUUAUUAUAUGCCUGCCAUCUCCUUUCCUUGGUACAUUAUAUGCCUCCACCCUCAGAAUGUACCUACCACCUUGUCUUCAAUGUGCCUCCCUUUCCCCCAUCUCCUCGUUGUAUGAUCUCUGUAUAUGUUCCCUAGCCCCCCUUCCCCUUCUGUAUAUAUUGCCCCCUUUCCUUGGU
This is a messenger RNA of Procambarus clarkii (red swamp crayfish), 6237 nucleotides long. Its product is annotated as integrin alpha-PS3. NCBI's taxonomy places the organism in Eukaryota, Metazoa, Arthropoda, Malacostraca, Decapoda, Cambaridae. Gene Ontology annotation, cellular component: external side of plasma membrane; integrin complex. The record is from RefSeq and is a predicted model, not a curated record. Gene Ontology annotation, biological process: cell-matrix adhesion; cell-cell adhesion; cell adhesion mediated by integrin. Gene Ontology annotation, molecular function: integrin binding.